Dufourea novaeangliae is the source of this 4021-nucleotide messenger RNA. It is a transcript of the gene kat80, whose product is annotated as katanin p80 WD40 repeat-containing subunit B1. The record is from RefSeq and is a predicted model, not a curated record. Gene Ontology annotation, molecular function: microtubule binding. Lineage: Eukaryota; Metazoa; Arthropoda; Insecta; Hymenoptera; Halictidae. Gene Ontology annotation, biological process: microtubule severing; microtubule depolymerization. The coding region runs from base 298 to 2919 and encodes 873 amino acids. Gene Ontology annotation, cellular component: katanin complex. The transcript has 15 exons.
UUCGCGCUACCCACGGACAGGCAGAUUCAAGAAAUGAGAUACGACGAAGAGGUGGAACGAACGGUCUCUGAAAACGGACAGAAACUUCAAGGAAAGGAGGAUCGCCCCGAAGACCGUGCCGCGGCGAGAUGCUGUCGCCCCGUUGAACGAUCGCCACCGUACUGAGAUCACAAACAGAAAGUAAAAAUGUUACCGACGAGCCCGAGCAAAAAAAAAUCGUGCAUCUGCAAGCUGAAAUCUCGAAUUGUUGUCGUUGCCAAAUAAGUCGUGUAGACCGCGAUCCUGCGGCCCCGGAACAUGGCUUCGUCCACGAAGAGGUCAUGGAAACUCCAGGAUUUUGUUGCCCACACGUCCAAUGUCAAUUGCCUGGCAUUGGGUCACAAAUCUGGACGCGUUUUGGUUACUGGUGGUGAUGACAAGAAAGUGAACCUAUGGGCUGUUGGGAAGCAGAAUUGUAUUAUGAGCCUGAGUGGUCAUACUACUCCAAUAGAAUGUGUAAGAUUUGGACAAACAGAGGACUUAGUAUGCGCUGGCUCGCAAACAGGAGCACUGAAAAUUUGGGAUUUGGAGCAUGCUAAAUUGGCCAGAACAUUAACAGGACACAAAGCAGGCAUACGUUGUAUGGACUUUCAUCCUUAUGGAGAGUUGUUGGCUUCUGGUAGCUUGGACACUGCGAUUAAAUUGUGGGAUAUCAGGAGGAAAGGCUGUAUCUUCACAUACAAAGGGCACAAUAGGAUGGUGAACAGUCUAAAAUUCAGUCCUGAUGGUCAGUGGAUUGCUAGUGCAGGAGAGGAAGGAAUGGUUAAGUUGUGGGAUUUAAGAGCUGGUAGACAGCUUAGAGAAUUCACAGAACAUAGAGGCCCAGCAACAACAGUAGAAUUUCAUCCCCAUGAAUUCUUAUUAGCUAGUGGCAGUGCAGAUAGAACAGUUCACUUUUGGGACUUGGAAUCAUUUCAGCUUGUAUCAUCUACAGAUCAAAGUCACUCAACAGCUAUUCGGUGCCUCUAUUUCAGUCAAGGUGGAGAAUGUCUUUUUGCUGGCUGCCAUGAUGUGUUAAAAGUCUAUGGUUGGGAACCGGGUCGAACGUUAGACUCAGUUCCGACUGGUUGGACGAAAGUACAGGAUAUAGCUGUAGCCCAGAACCAGUUGAUUGGUGCCAGCUUACAUACUGCCAACAUCGUGUUAUAUGUAUGUGAUUUAAAAAAAAUUGCUCCAUUGGGCGGAGUAUCGACGUCUGAUUCGCCGUUCAGUCAUGGGAAUUCUUUGAGGAAAAGCUUCUCGAGGGAACGACCGCCUGGACUAAAGAAACAUACAUUAGAUGUACGAACUAUAGAAGAGGCAGAUAAGUCUGGAACCGAUCCAGAAGAUGAGGCAACGUAUGCGGACAUACCCAAUGUCACCGAGUAUCACGACGUUUUUCAACCAAACAGAUCACUGUCUCGCACUCCACCUCCAGAACCUGAGGCUUUCCAGGAGCCUCAAGAUAUAGAUCCCACGCAGCCACAGAUAUUACAAAAUCUUUCUACCUCAAUGUCAAAUCUAAAUACGGCGGAGCCAGAGGAAGUUCCACCAGUGUCAUCACCCUUAUCUCCACCACCGCCCGCACCAACGUUAUCGUUAACUAAGUCAGUACCAGUGCGUGUUCAGCCAAUCAAAUCGUCGCCGCCUGUUCAGAGGAACGCAGUGACAACAACGAGUCAAGCUAAGAACCUACAAACGAAUAAUGGCCUUAACAGAGCGUCAAAGAAUUUGGCAUCUAUACCUCCCCUCAGGCAGAGCAUUACUCCUCUUCCCGGUAAAAAGAUUGGCACCAGUAGUGAUAUAGGCACGCUUCCACAACCAUUGGGCCCUCAAAGGUCGAAUUCGACACUGACACCGCGGGUGGCGCCAAUGGCUGCCGUUCUUCCAGUGAUGGACGAUGGAAAGUUGAAGAACAGAGCACCUAGCCCGGAUUCUCCUAAGCAUUACUUAAAGCGACAGAGUAGCUGUAGGGACGGAGAACAGGGUUACGAAAGCGAUUAUCCGGUACAAAUUAAUAGUAUAAGGCAUAGCCCCUCCGAUCCAGCGUUAAACAGGCCGAACUCAGCGCAGUCCAGGUCCACCUCGCUAAACAGAAACUUUACUACCUCAUCGUCGCUGUCUGCACGCAACGCUUCCACUACCACCACGUCGUUCGCGACAAAGAAAUCCAUCAAAGCUCAAGUGCCUCCGAAUCCUAAGGUAGACGUCCGAGCGUCUCAAUUGAGGCCGAGCGUCGAGACAACGGAAAAGGAAGAAUUCGUCCCUAUGAGCGCGGAUAAACCUUACGGUUUAGACGUCGAAACUUUCCUGCCUAAUCAUUUCGCGGGUUCAACGGCGUUUGGGUAUCCCCAAAUGGGAGUUCUCAACGAAAUGUCCGAGGCUGAAGUGCUUAACAGCAUGAUGCGCGGCCAUGAGUCGAUGAUGGCUGUACUGACGAAUCGUCAUCGGUCGUUGCAAAUCAUUUACUCUCUUAUGCAACACAAGGAUCUUAAGGCUGCGGUCGAGUCCGCUGUAGCGAUGAACGAUCUCUCGGUUAUCGUCGAUUUGUUGGGGAUACUGACUCUAAAACCAGCAAUGUGGAACCUGGAUUUGUGUAACUCUCUACUCGGCCCAAUCGGCGAUCUACUGCAAAGUAAAUACGAAAUGUACAUAAUGGUGGGCGCCGCAGCGUUGAGGUUGAUCCUGCGAAACUUUGCGUCGGUGAUAAAGUCGAACGUGGAGGCGCCUCUGCACACGAUCGGUGUGGACGUGUCGCGGGAGGAACGAUACCACAAGUGCCUCGCCUGCUACGAGAAGCUCCAAACGAUCCGCGGGGUCCUCCUGAAGAAGCACACAAUCCCGGGCAAACUGGGCGCGAUCUUCCGCGAGCUCGCGGUCUUGAUCAGGAGUCUCGAGUGACCACGGUUGAUCUGCUCCGUGCACGCUACCGCCGGACUGGUCGUUGCCUGACAGAUGAUCGGGAAAGAUCAAGGGAGCAACAACAACAGUCGAGCAGCCCCGGAUACGAGGAGGAUCGCCACUCAGCACGACCGAUCGUUCGAGCUGCUGGGCCGCGAACGAUGGCGUCACGGCACGGCACGAGACUCCACCGCGAUUCUUCCUUCGUCCCUCGGCUCUUUUCGACUCCUCGUUACCGGUGGUCGUCGACAACACGCUUGGAGGAGGACCAACCUGGUCGAACCAACCGCGACCACGAUGACGAGAUGUACAGAAAGAUAGAACAAAAAUACACACACACGCGCGCGCGCGCGCGAGAAGAUUUUUUUUUUUUUUUUAGUAUAACGACGACGAUAGAAAGAACUUAUAAAACGAACGCUGUUCACACCGGACAGUUGUCGAUUCGAGCGCCCUUUCAUAAAGGGCCUAGGGCUAUCCCCUCCCGUUCAAGGGACACGAACCGCGAAAAAUUUCCUCGAUCACAGACACAUUCUCUUUUCUUUUCCUUUGUUCUUUUUUCGUUGUUGCUAGAGUUCUAGAACGAUAAGAAAACAUAUUGUAUAUUAUUAUAUAAUAUAUUGCGCUAUAUUAUAUGUAACUACGGCAGAGAUGUGCAUGCUGUUGCACGGAGUGGGGGUAUACGAUCGAGUUCGUUGCACGCGCUUCGACAAAGGGGAAGGGGGAUAUAUGCGGUGUACGAUCGGCGGGGAUGAUCGAUGAAAUUUUUCCACGAAAAUUCUGAUAUGUGUGUUCGUACGGGGAGAACGUUUUUGACCGGUGUUUUAUGACGGCCUUCUUGCCACCGCGGAUGGAUCGCUUCCGACGAGCACGGGGAGAGCACACUUCGACCGCUGCGGGCCCCGAAAACAAAUACAAAAACCCCUGAUCGAGCGGCGAUAUGAUGAUUAUAAUAAAGGACGAAAGUUCAAGUGGAGAGAGGAGAGUAGGUAGAGUGUAACACUUUUUUUUAGAGUAACGGCGAGAAUGAUGAAUGAUAAUGAGAUAACAAAUUGUAUUUUUGCAAGAGCCAUUUGCGUCCGUUCAUUAAUAAAAAGAAAGAGAG